AUGCCACCGCGCGAGGCCUGGUCGGCUGCGCACGACGAAGCCCUUCUCCGCGCCAUGGCCGUCCUCCUCCUCGCGAACCGGCGGGCUCUGUAUGGUACACCCGGCCUCGAGGGUGUCGCCGACCACGGAGGCGAGCGUAUCAAUAAGAAGAUCCAGGCGUUUGUGCGGCGUAUGGCCGCCGAUCACGCCAGUAUCGUGACAGAGGAGCUGGGCAAGCUGGGCCGGAAGCGGAAGGAGGAGGAGAAGGCCAAGGAGAAAGCGGAUGAGGAUGAGGUCAAGAAGGAGCCUGGGGUGGAGAAGGGACGUAAGAAGCGUAAGCUCUAG
This is a messenger RNA of Cutaneotrichosporon cavernicola, 324 nucleotides long. RefSeq lists its product as uncharacterized. NCBI's taxonomy places the organism in Eukaryota, Fungi, Basidiomycota, Tremellomycetes, Trichosporonales, Trichosporonaceae. The transcript is spliced from 2 exons. The coding region runs from base 1 to 324 and encodes 107 amino acids. The record is from RefSeq and is a predicted model, not a curated record.